UCGACCGUCGUAUCACAUUCUAGCUUACUAACAACGACAAAUUUAAAAGCUUCAAAAACUCAACCAAAAAAUAAGAGAAAAAUCUACCAAUAUGCUUCGUCGUUCAUCUCUUUCUCUCUCCAAAUUCCUUCCCAGAAACCUAAUUGGAAGAUCUCCACGCACUAAAUACCAAUUUCCAGCAGAAACCCUAACAUCUCCCCCUAAUCGACGCGAAUUCCAUCGAUUUUCGCGGCCGACAAUCGCAGAUUCAGCUGCACGAUUCAAUGCUCCUAACAAUUGGAGACGAUUCAGCGGUGAAACCGAUAGGGAGGUCGACAAAAUCAACCUCAAAUUUGCGGAAGCUCGUGAGGAGAUAGAAUCGGCGAUGGACUCCAAAGAAACCGUGUAUUUUAACGAAGAGGCGGAGUGCGCGCGCGAAGCCGUCGGAGAGGUUCUGGAAUUGUACGAGGGGCUGCUGCGGAGGCUGCCGGAGAGCGAGAGGGGGUCGAUUCAGCGGGCGAUGGGUCUCAAAAUCGAGCAAUUGAAAGCUGAGCUCCAGCAACUGAAUGAGUAGUUCGCGAAUAUGCUGCAGCUUCCUGGAUAAGAGAGAUGGAAGAGAACACAAUUUCAGAAGAAAAUAGAAGUGAGGCCAGUCCACAAUUGCUUUCAAUCUUACCCUUGCCGAAUCUUCAACUUGCAACAUACAAGAAAAAAAAACA
Salvia splendens (bonfire salvia) is the source of this 698-nucleotide messenger RNA. RefSeq lists its product as uncharacterized. Bases 92 to 553 code for a protein of 153 amino acids. The transcript is spliced from 2 exons. NCBI's taxonomy places the organism in Eukaryota, Viridiplantae, Streptophyta, Magnoliopsida, Lamiales, Lamiaceae. The record is from RefSeq and is a predicted model, not a curated record.